CAAAAUAUUGCAAUUACGCCCUCGAAAACUGAACAUCCAUUAUCUCCUUCAUCUUUCUCUGUGAGAAAAAAUUUAAAGAGAGAAAGUGAUUUAAGGUGAGAAACUGCACUGCUACAGUAUAAUGGCAGUUGCUAGGAUUUUUGUAAAUUGAACAUUUUCUCUAUGGAAGUUUCUGGUAGACGAUCGAAUUAUACUUUGUUGAAUCAAAUUCCUGACGAUAAUUUUGUCCAGCCGCCACCGCCGAAGUUCUCCGCCGGAGCUGACUUGAUUGAGGACCGCAUGAUGCAAUCACAGAGCCGGGUCGGAUCAUUGCAGUUACCCGGUUCGGGAGGGUCGCAUAGGCAAUCAAGUGAAGGCAGCUUCGGUGGUAGCUCGAUCUCCGGGGAGUACUACGCGGAGACUUCCUUUGGGCUUAGAAAUGAUGGCUGCGGCUCGUCGGCGGCGGCAAGGAGUUGGGCGCUGCAGACGGAGGAGAGUUACCAGCUGCAGUUAGCGUUGGCAAUACGGCUCUCUUCAGAAGCAACCUGUGCUGAUAAUCCAAACUUCUUAGGUCCUGCGGCCGACGAAUCAGCAUCCCAAGAUUCAGAUUCUUCUGCAUCAGCGGAAACAAUGUCACAUCGAUUGUGGAUAAAUGGAUGCUUAUCGUACUUUGACAAAGUCCCUGAUGGAUUUUAUUGGAUAUAUGGGAUGGAUCCAUAUGUCUGGACUGUCUGCUCAGUUCUGCAAGAAAGCGGCCGUAUUCCAUCAAUUGAAUCAUUGAAGGCAGUGGAUCCCACUGUAGCACCAUCUGUUGAAGUGAUUUUAAUUGAUCGGUGUAACGAUCCCAGCUUGAAGGAACUGCAGAUUGGAAUUCUUAGCAUGUCCGCUAGUUGCAUCAGCGUAGAAGAAGUUGUUGAUCAGCUUGCCAAGCUUGUCUGUGAUCAUAUGGGGGGUGCAGCUCCUGCUGGAGAAGAUGACUUGGUUUCCAUGUCGAAGGAGCGCAGUGAUGAGCUCAAGGAUUGUCUAGGAACUAUCGUGCUUCCAAUUGGUAGCCUGUCAGUUGGGAUUUGCAGGCACCGAGCGUUGCUUUUUAAAGUGCUAGCUGACAUAAUUGAUUUACCAUGUCGAAUUGCCAAGGGAUGUAAAUAUUGUAACAGAUCCGAUGCUUCCUCAUGUCUAGUUCGAUUAGGACUUGACAGGGAGUACCUGGUUGAUUUGGUCGGUAAGCCAGGAGUUUUAUGCGAACCAGAUUCCUUGAUCAAUGGUCCAUCUUCCAUCUCAAUUCCUUCACCUUUGCGCUUUCCGAGAUACAGACAAGUUGAACCUACAAUUGAUUUCAGGUCACUGGCCAAACAGUAUUUCUUGGAUAGUCAAUCACUUAAUCUACUGUUUGAUGAUUCUUCAGCUGGAUCUGCAGCUGAUGGAGAUGCAGGACAAUCAAACAGAAGUUGCAUGGAUAGAAACAAUGCAGUCCCUAGUUCAAGUAACCGUGAUGCAAUUUCUCGGCUACCUCUGCCUCCAUCAAAUGCAUGGAAAAAGGGGCGUGAUAAAGAAUCUCAACUUUCCAAAAUGUAUAAUCCUUCAAGUAUGUUAAACUCAAUGAACGUGGACAAGGACCUGGUUCCUGUGAAGCAUGUCCCCCCAUCAGGGGAAGAUGUUCAACCACUGAUGGCAUUGUCUCACCCAAGAGCAGAUACAAUAAAUGAUGGAGAACUUCUUAGUGAUGUAGAAGAGUUCAAUAUUCCAUGGAAUGAUCUGGUUCUGAAGGAGAGAAUUGGGGCAGGGUCUUUUGGUACUGUUCAUCGUGCUGAUUGGGAUGGCUCUGACGUUGCUGUGAAGAUUCUCAUGGAACAAAAUUUUCAUGCGGAGGGAUUCAAUGAAUUUUUGCGGGAGGUUGCAAUAAUGAAGCGGUUGCGACAUCCAAAUAUUGUACUUUUUAUGGGUGCUGUCAUUCAGCCACCAAAUUUGUCCAUAGUUACUGAAUAUUUAUCGAGAGGUAGCUUAUAUAGACUUCUUCAUAGACCUGGUGCGAGAGAGUUGUUAGAUGAAAGACGUCGGCUGUGUAUGGCUUACGAUGUGGCAAAUGGGAUGAAUUAUCUUCACAAACGCAAUCCUCCCAUUGUUCACCGAGAUUUAAAAUCUCCAAAUCUGCUAGUGGACAAAAAAUAUACAGUGAAGGUCUGUGAUUUUGGUCUUUCUCGUUUCAAAGCUAAUACAUUUCUUUCAUCAAAGACUGCUGCCGGAACUCCGGAAUGGAUGGCGCCUGAAGUUCUUCGUGAUGAACCAUCAAAUGAGAAAUCUGAUGUAUACAGCUUUGGCGUUAUUUUAUGGGAGUUGGCAACACUACAACAACCAUGGAGUAAUUUGAGCGCACCACAG
This is a messenger RNA of Nicotiana tabacum (common tobacco), 2358 nucleotides long. The record is from RefSeq and is a predicted model, not a curated record. NCBI's taxonomy places the organism in Eukaryota, Viridiplantae, Streptophyta, Magnoliopsida, Solanales, Solanaceae.